GCAGGGGAGGGGGGCGUGCAGAGAUUUAAGAGAUUGUGGGGUCCCUGUCUGCCUCCCUGGUUCUCACCUCUUGCCUAUAAAAGCAUGAAACACAUGUUUCCACCACUGUUGUAUUUCGCACGCAGCAGGUGUCAAGGACUACAUCGAUCCAUUCAUUGAGGAUAGUGACAACGUUGAGGUAGAAAUGGCUGAAUCGAUGCUCAUCUUGAGAAUGUGUUCCAUAAUGCUGGUCCUUGGUUUUUCAGAGGCCAAAAUGGAAAUCAUCACCAGCAAACCAGAUGUGUUGCUGGGUGAGAAUGCCAUGCUCCUCUGCAAAGCCGGUGGGGAAGGAGACAUCACCUGGCAGAAAGAUGGAGAGGAUGCUGAAGAUGACCAGGUAGAGAAAGUGGAUGAGACAUCGUCAAAACUGUUAAUCAGGAAUGCCAAGAUCGAGGAUACAGGACGGUACACAUGCUUCUGUGAAUUUGACACAGGCCACAGAGAUGAUAUAUCUUAUACCAUCUUUGUCUACGAGCCGCCAUCCUUCGGGCAAACACCAGUCUACCAUGAGUUCCUGGAGGGUCAAGAUGUGGUCAUCACCUGCGUGGUCACUGGCAAGCCGGCGGUGGAAGUCAACUGGGAGAGGGACCAUCAGAAACUGCACUCUGACGCAGGUCGGAUCACAAGACUGAAAGACAACUCCCUACAGAUCAACAACAUCAGCAGGAAGGAUCGCGGAUCAUAUACCUGUGGGGCUAAAAUCAAGGACCGGCCCAUUUUCAAAAAGCUCGUCAUCUCCAUCUUCGUCAACGUUCCUCCCACAGUGAAGAUCCAUGAGGAGGUGAAGAAAGUCACGGCCGGACCAGAGACCAAUGUCUCCCUCAGCUGCCUGGUCGAGGGAGUCCCCCAACCGAACAUCAUCUGGACAAUCCCAGACUCUUCAGAUGAGUCCCGCUACAAAUACAACUCAGACAAGAGCGAGCUGAUUAUCUCGUCCGUAGUCAGGAGCGACUACGGAGAGUACAUCUGCACGGCCAAGAAUAAGAUCGCAGAGAGCAGUGCCAUGAUCAUGCUGGAUGUCUCAGAGCAUCCUGUAGCUGUGCUGAGCCAGGAGAAGAUGGAGGUGGAGCCAGGCCAGACUCUCUCAGUGUCCUGUAACGUCUCAGGACACCCUAUGCCCGCGCUGCAGUGGGUCAGGAAGACCAACAAUAACCACCUGGUAACAGUGGACGCUGGUAGAGGUCGAGUGAGAAUGGAGGAUGGCUAUGUCCUGGUCAUUGACAAUGUGACUCCCUCAGAUGGAGGGCUGUACAGCUGCAUGGCUAUCAGUCCUGCUGGCAAUGCCUCCACAGACUUCAGCCUGCAGACCUGGCCAGGUAAAGCAUCACAGGUAAGUGGCACGCCAGGGCCCACAUCGGUCCACUUCACCCUGGGGGCUUCACUGGUGGAUGGGGGCUCUCCCAUCACCCACUUCACCCUCCAGUGGAAGACAGGACGUGAGAACAAUUGGCAGGAGAGGGUCCUCCAGUCCACAGACCCCCUGGUGAUCACAGAUCUGAUUCCCUACACCUCCUACUCUGUCCGGUUUGCCCCUCGGAACCACCUGGGUCAGGGUGGCUUCUCAGACGAGCUCACCGUCCGCACACAGGGCAUACGAGGGGAACCAGAAAGCCCGGUCCUGGUGGCCAGCGAGGGGAUGGUUGAGGGCAAUGUGUUCUCAAUCCCUUUAAUACAGUUGGAUAGAGGAGGCUCCCCCAUUAUCCACUACAUUGUCCGUUACAGAGUGAAUAAGAUGGACGAGGACUGGAGGGUGAAGGACCUGCCGUCCAACUCGACAGUGAUCAACCUCCAUGACCUGCAGUAUAAAUCAGACUACCACAUGGAGGUGCUAGCCGUCAACUCCUACGGCUCCUCCAGCCCCGCCAAGCUGAACUUCAACGUCCCACAGCCUGUAGCCAAGAUGAAUAAGGGUGGGAUGGGGAAAGGGGCUGUGGCAGGCAUUGUCAUGCUCAUCUUUUUGGUGCUACUGAUUGCUGUGGACGCCACCUGUUGCUAUAUCAACAGCUGCGGUAUGCUGAUGUUCCUGGCUGUCAAGCUGUUUGGGCAGAAGGUCCCUGGGAUGAAGACUGUGGAGGAGGGUGAUGGCACCUCUAAUGGGAAAAGGUCCCCCGUUGGAGAUCCUGCCACAGAGGCAUGAGUUACUGAACAGGAAGUGACAUCCUAGUAUCUGAAGAAUGGAACCUGUAAAUGCCAAAGCAGAAAGGAGGAAGUAUUGUGAGUUGGGGGUCUUAGUUAAACGUUUUUGGAAAGUUCCCAGGACAGUCCAAGUUGAGAAAGGAUAAGGAUUCGGAAAGUUAUCUGUGAACUGUAAUGUCUAACAUCAACAGAUGGUUGUAAUUUCGUCCAGCCCUGUGGAAUCUCAUGUUAAGUGUUACAUUUCCUUGCUUUUAUAUUUCAGUACAUUCAUGUUAUAUUUCAGUACUUUAAGGCUGCUGUAAAUUAUCAGGGAGACCUUCGUAGUUCAUUAAUUGAUUUAUAACUCAUUAUUUAUUGAAGUCAAUAUUCACUUUAAUCUGCAAAUAAUCUGUAAGUGACAUAUCAUUAUUUAAUAAGGAAUGUUUAUCCUAACAUAUUAACAGUAUAUAGCAUAAUCACAUUAACAAAUAACGACGUGCCAAAAUUAAAUUUCUUCAAGUGUUGUAAUCAUGAGAAAUAUACAGAGCUCUUAUAUAUUACAGAGUAAUAUGAUAUGCUUCUUUUUUAAUAAUCUGUUUUUAAAUGUCAUACCCUGUGUGCUCAUGUAAUCAUUUUAUGUUUGUAUUUGUAUAAUUAUCCACUUUUUUACAGUUUAUUUUGUAUAUUGUACACUGUACAUUGUUUGUACAUACACAUACACUAUAACAGCUAUGUAUUUUUCUAUUUAAAAAAUGUCACUUAACAUGCUUUUUUUCAUUCACUUUUCUUGAGUUUACCAUUCUGUAGGGCUUGAGGUCUUGAUAUCAAAGUUCUCUGACCACCUCAGUGUGUUUGUAGUUGGCUGUAGACAUGUGCAUCGUCAUCCUCUGCCUUGUUAUUCAGCUGCCUCCUUUUAAAGGGAACAGGUUUUAGUGCACAUCUAUAUUUGUAUUUACCUAGUAGUUAUUACUAUAUUACAGAUACAUUACGUA
Salmo salar (Atlantic salmon) is the source of this 3146-nucleotide messenger RNA. Lineage: Eukaryota; Metazoa; Chordata; Actinopteri; Salmoniformes; Salmonidae. The record is from RefSeq and is a predicted model, not a curated record.